AUGUAUUAUUCCAAUCCUUCUCUAAAAUUUAAUAAAAAUUUUGUUGAAGUAUUAAACACAAAACUAUUCUUAUUUUUUAAUUUUAAAAAGUUGUUUGAACAAUAUAAAAAUGCUGGUCCAAGUUUCAUAUUAAUUAUUUCUGCUGUCCUACUGAAUAUUAUUGGGGUGCCAGGAAUUACCUUUAAUUUACUUCUUCUUUAUGUUACCGUUAAAAACAAAAAUUUGAGAGGGCCAACAAAUUAUUUAUUGGCUUUAACUGCUUUUUUUGAAAUUCUCCAUCAAUCCGCCCAUUUUGUUUUUUUAUUUGUUGCUGUCAGUGGAAUUAAUUUUAUUAAUUAUUCUACAGCUUUAAUAUUCCAAUUACAUUCAAUUUUUGGUUUAACAGCAGCACAGACAGCAAUGUGUUCUACAGCUUUUGACCGUCUUCUCGCUGUUUCAUUUUCAAUGAAAUAUGAUCAAAUAAAAAUUCGCCCUUAUUUGUUUGUCCACACUUUUGUUGCUUUUUCUAGUGGAAUUUGGAUGUCAAUAAAUGCUAUUUUAUUUGCAAAUAAAUAUCCUUCAAUUAAAGUUACGGGAAAUAUGAGUGACCUUUUAAUUUUGGAUAUGCAUAUCCUCCAUUUAUUUAUGAUGUCCCUUUGUUCAUUAAAUGUUAUAAUUUAUUUACUUGUUUGGGUAGUUGUUUGUUUUCAUCAAUCAACAAAUAAUAUUAACGGAGCUCAAUCUGAUAUUCAAUCUCGUCUAUUAAAAUCUCUAAUUCUUAUAUUUUCAAUCGUUAUCGGCGGUUUUGUUUGUGGCACUAUUUUGCGUCCAAUUAUUAAUAUUUUUAUAAUUCUUAAUAAUAUACAAACAUGGUAUGUUAAAGUUUUUGAAGGUAUUUUAACAAAUAUUGGAGCUUCUGCAGAAACUCCUACACUUUAUAUUUUUAGUAGUUUAUAUCGAGAAGCUUUUAAUAAAGAAUUAAAGAAAAUAUUUUGUAAAAAUUAUAAUAAAAAUAAUGUAGUUAAUGUUAUUCCUGCUUUGGUUAUCUCUAAUUAA
Molecule: messenger RNA, 1035 nt
Organism: Meloidogyne enterolobii
Lineage: Eukaryota; Metazoa; Nematoda; Chromadorea; Rhabditida; Meloidogynidae
Source: the annotation of a GenBank genome assembly